Molecule: messenger RNA, 4240 nt
Organism: Neocloeon triangulifer
Lineage: Eukaryota; Metazoa; Arthropoda; Insecta; Ephemeroptera; Baetidae
Gene: tacc
Product: transforming acidic coiled-coil-containing protein 3
Exons: 12
Coding region: 171-3590 (1139 amino acids)
Biological process (GO): mitotic spindle organization; cell population proliferation
Cellular component (GO): cytoplasm
Source: RefSeq, a predicted model, not a curated record
UCAUUUCAAAACCCAACCGCUCAUCUCGACAACAGAGUAAUUUUUGCGAAUUUCAAAAAGAAAUCUCGAUUUUUCGUGUUAGUUCUUUUAUUCGGGAACAUCGAUAGGUGAGGACAUAAACCCGAAGGCUCAGGGUUUCCUUUGAAGCUGUAAAACCUCAUCAUUGAUCAAUGGAAGAUACUGAGAACAUAUUGCCGAGUGCACCAGAACCUGUGAAGUCUGUCUUCUCUUUUGGCAACCAGCCAAUAUUGGCAAGGAGAAUUCUACAGCAAGUUAACAGCGCUAAUGAGAAUGGAAACAUCUGUGAGCGUGACCAGAGCUUGGCAAUCGAAGCUGUAACAGCCAAAACUCCAAAUGGGGACUCCGUAAAUUCAAUCCCACCGCAACUGAUAACACUGCCACCAUCAGAAGAAAAGCAAAGCCCUGAAGAAGAACAAUCACAAGCUCUCACAGACACAAAUUCUGCGAGUUUUGCGAGUCUCAACACCCUCUCUGUUUCUGAAGCCAACUUCAAUACAGCGGGAGGAGACCAAAGCAGGCCAAAAUCAACAGACACAGACAGUCUCGAUUACGAAAGUGCCGACGAAGCUGUUUCCCUAAAGAAUGAGACGCCAAUUGAGGAAGAUGGUGACGCUCAUAACAAGUCUUUAGGCUUAGACGCGUUAGCCAACAAACUCUCCAAUCUCUACCUGAACAGCCCAAACCCUCAUAAGAAACCUCCUGCGUUUCACAACGAAGACCAGAGCAACCACCCCGUUCAUUCACAGCUUGAUGAGUCGGACAGUGACAUCUCGUUUACUGCCAGCUUUGUUGAGGUUGUUAAACUUGAAGAGAGUAGUGAAGGAGCUGAAAAACCAGGGCUCAGUUGUAUUGUUGAAGUGGAAAGCCCCAUCGAAGAGGAAACUCUAAUCGUUGAGGAAGUAUCAGAGCCUGAGGAUCAACCUCAAUCCAAGGAACAGUCUAACGCAGAACUCCAGCCACCUAAGCCCAAGGAGCAACCUGAAACCUCUGAAUCAGAACUUCAGCUGCCUAAGCUUGAAGAGCAACAAGACGAGACUAAAGUUGAAGAGGUGCAAGAAAGCCCCCGUGUUAUUGAAGAAGCUCCUCAAGAAGCUGCAGCUAGAGAAGAUCCUGUAGAGGAGAGUCACUGUGGUUUUGAGCAAGAAGUUCAACCCUGCGAAGUUCCGCUUCCAGAAUCAGAGCCAUCCUCUGCUGAACAAUCUCCCAAGGAAAAAGAGUCUCCUGCUGAACAGCCAGAGGUUGUAGAUAGCCAACCUGUUGUCAAAUUUGAUUCCCAGAAGAACGAAGUCAAGUCGUUGGCAGAGCUAGCCAAAGCUUGCACUAGCAACUCCCAAGAAGAAACUGCCACAGAAAUUACUCUGGUUGUUACACCUAUAGCAGAGCAAGAAACACCAAUUGAGGUUACUGUCGAAGAAAAUUCUGAGACGGUAAUUAGUGAGGGAGCUACUGAUAGCAAACUAGAAAUAGUAACCUCAUUAGCUGCUGCGAAUGAAACUUGUAAUGAAGAGCCCGAAGAAUCUCACAUUCCCGAAAACGUUCCUGUAGUAGAUCCUACAGAAAGCAAAGAAGAAACGGUUACGAUUAAGACAGCUGUUGUAGAGCCAAUCCUUGCUGUAGCUGCUGUCAAUCAGGAGGAUCCCAAAGAGCCAGUCAUUGAGGAAAAGUGCAUUACCGAGACUAAGGAAUUUCUCAUAGAAUCCAAGGAAGAUAAGCCAGUACUUGAAUUAGAAUCUCAAGAGCCCAUUGUAGAAGUUUCGUUUGAAGAGCCAACUCCCAUAUUUCUUGAAGCACCUUCAACGGAGCUCUCGCAGGUUGAAGUUGAGGUUGAGCAGUUUAAGGCUUUAGAAAUCAGAAGCAGUAUUGAACAACACAUUCCCAAGGAAGAGACCCCCAAAGAGCCAGAAGGAGAAAAAGAAGUAGACCCAGAGCCUGAGAAGGAAGUUUCAGAGGAGAAACCUGUGACAGAGAGGAAAAUAGCCCCUGCGACGCUGUUUAUUCAACAAAGUCGGGGAGUAACCAAUCCUCACAAAGACACACUUUUCACUUCCACAGGCUCUUUAAGUGAAUUGCUUGACCUCUGUGAAAAGCAGCAGAGAAACCUUGAAGACGAAGUUGACACUCAAGUCUUUGAGGAAUCAAACGAACUUGAGCAACUUCUUGCUGCUGACGCUGACCUCGUUUGCCAAGAGCUGAAUGCUUCGUUGGACGCUGUUCAUGCCGAGAUGUCAGACAACGAAGUCCCAGUAACUCCUCCAAGAAGGUCUCGCAGCCCCCGAAAGCCAAGUCCUGGGAGGAACAACAUUGAUCAAGACGUAUUCAAAAUACCAACUCGUAUAGGAAACUCGCCUUCACGAGGAACAGAGAUUAACACUGCGUCAAUGACCUCCUCUAGCGAAUCUGCAGUCAUGUCCAGCAGAAUGUCUAUGACCAAGAGUACAGAUAGUGCCUCACCAAAAUCAAUGCGCAGCAUGGAUUCGGGAAUCGCUGGUGCUGAAAUGAACCACAGCGAAGCUGGUCCAGACAUUGCUCCACACGAGGAGCAAUUUGUCUCGGGCACUGAAGAGCUUUUCAAGGACCCGUCAGCCUUUGACUUUUUGUCAAAAUUUGGAGGAAGUGAUUCUUCAGCUUCUAGGCUAGAGAGAGAAUCUCUUUAUGUCAAGUUCGACCCUCUAGUGGGCAACAGAGACAGGAGGGUUUUCUUGUCUCCUUGCAUUGAAGCAAGCCCUAGAAGUGAGGACAAUGUAGAAGCCACUCCAGAAGCGCCAGGCAAGCGGGCAUUAAGGUCAGAAACUCCUCUCACCAGCCGGCAUGCAGUUGGCCCGCUGGUCCAAAUAGCUACUCCAGUGAAUGAAACAGAGACUCCUGCUGCCAAGUCAGAGCCAGUUUCACAGAGCAAUUCAAAAGAUGCCGAGACAGAAGCAUUGCAACAGAUGGUUGUUCUGCACAAAAAAGAGAGCGAUGAGUUAAAAAAACUCAUGACUUCGCAGAUACAGGACUACGAAGAGAAGUUGUCAGCCUUGCAAGCCAAGUUGAAACAAAAGACUGAAGCUGAAGAACAAAUGAGUUUGGUUAUGAAGGAGUAUGAGGACACAAUAUCGCGAAUCCUGGCUGAAAAAGAGAAGGCUAUGGAAAAGGCUCAGGAAGACAGGCAAAAGUUGACUGAGGAGCUGGUAAUUAUCCAGUCAGAUCUCUCAGCUGCAGAAGUGGCAUUUUCCGACCUCCACCGGAAGUACGAGAGGGCCAAGAGUGCAAUAGAAGUCUUCAAAUCAAAUGAAAACACUCUCAAACAGUCCAACCUCCAAUUCCAAGAGCAGAUCAAGCAAGCAGAAAAGAGGUACUUGGUCCUCAAAUCCCACGCUGAAGAUAAACUCGAAGAAGCUGCCAAGGAAAAUGAAGCCUUGGUGAAGACUUCUGAGCUGGAAAUGAGUGCUUUGAAGGCACAGAACGCGCAGCUAAAGGCCCGCAAUACAACUCUGGUGGAAACCCUUGCCAUGAGGGAACGUGAGAACCAAGAACUGAUGACCAUUUGUGAUGAUUUGGUGCAAAAACUUGGUACCCAGAGUCACUAACUGAGUAAGUGCUUAUGUGCUUCUGUCCUUCGAUUUUGGUUCUGUUGUUUCUUUCAAAGCUUUUUAUCACUCCAAGAGGCCUUAAAUCUGUUUAUUUAAUCUUCUGCAAUCAGUAGUACUCACCAGGUACUCACUUGGCCUUUUUUUCUGUAGUUUUCAAAUUAUUUCAAGUUUGCCGCCGUAGAGAUAUAUCACCAUUAAUUAUUCGGCGUCUAGUACUCUAUGAUAUUUUACGGAAAGAUUAAUUACAAGAAUAUUCAGCUCAGUAAAUUAAUAUAAUAUUGUAAAAAAAUAAAAUAUUGUAAACUGAAUGAAAUCUGUAAAUCAACUCAAUUUUGGUCUACACUUGUGUGGUCUUGAAAUUAUUAAUCUUAAAGCUUUCAAAUGCCACUGUUUCUUCAAUGUAAGAAUUAUUGUUGGAUUGCAGUAUUGAUGAGUGAAUUGAUUUUAUUUUUUUACCACGGUCAUAAACAAUUUUUCUCUAAUUUAACUUGUGCGAAAGUCUUACUCGUAUGGAAAUAUGUAUUGGACAUUUUUGUCUACCCUGCAAGUCAUUUCCAAUGUGUGAAGCAGAUUAAUAUUGCCGCUCUAAUUUGUACAGAUCAAUGAAGUCCAAACAAAAAUAAAGUUCUUAGAUUAAAUCUGAUUUA